CUCUGACUCUUUUCGCAGUGAUGUAAAACGCUCCUGGCACAGUUCACCUCCAAGAGCGCUAACGCUAGACAGAUAUAUGUUGGGGAAAGGAGGAAAGCGGAAGUUUGACGAGCAUGAAGAUGGGUUGGAAGGCAAAGUGGUGUCUCCUACUGACGGUCCCUCUAAGGUGUCUUACACCUUACAGCGUCAGACUAUCUUCAACAUUUCCCUUAUGAAACUUUAUAACCACAGGCCAUUAACCGAGCCAAGCUUGCAAAAGACAGUUUUAAUUAACAACAUGUUGAGGCGAAUCCAGGAGGAACUCAAACAAGAAGGCAGCUUGAGGCCUGUGUUCGUCACUGCUUCGCAGCCCACCGACCCGCUCGGGGACAACUUCCGGGAGGCGCAGCCGGCGUUCAGCCACCUCGCCUCCCAGCCCCUGCUCCCCACUGACUUGGUAAGCACUACGCCCUUGGAGGCUUGCCUCACCCCAGCCUCGCUGCUCGAGGACGACACUUUUUGCACUUCCCAGACGGUCCAGCACAAUGGUCCGACAAAACUACCACCUCCUGCUCUCCAACCAGUAAAGGACAGCUUCUCCUCAGCCUUGGACGAAAUCGAGGAGCUUUGUCCGGCACCUACCUCCGCAGAGGCAGUAGCAGUAGCAGCCGAAACCGCAGCGGACGACUCGAAAGACCACCCCAGCGAGUCCAGCGUGCAAAAGCCCGAGGGCGUCCCGGAGAGCAGACCGGCAGAACCGAAGCUCAUGGACUCGCUACCUGGCAAUUUUGAGAUCACGACUUCCACAGGUUUCCUCACGGACUUGACCCUGGAUGAUAUCCUGUUCGCUGACAUUGAUACGUCCAUGUAUGAUUUUGACCCCUGCACGUCUGCCACGGGGGCGGCCUCAAAAAUGGCCACAGAUGAGCUCCUAAAAACUCUCGCUCCGUACAGCAGUCAACCAGUAACUCCAAAUCAGCCUUUCAAAAUGGACCUCACAGAACUGGAUCACAUAAUGGAGGUGCUUGUUGGGUCUUAAAAUAUAGCAACUCUCUCUCUUUCUCUCUUGCUUUUUCUCUCUCUCUCUCCCUCUCUCUCGCUUUUUUAAUUUUAAGUACCAGUAUAGACACUUGGUAGUAUUUCCAUAGUCCCUCCCGCCCCAGAUUCACAGCACUGUGCAUGCGUCCUUGCUUGCCUUUUUUGCAAAGAAAAGGAUCACACUAGUUUUUGCUUCAAGCAGAGUUGGAGUGCCUUCAUCCAUGUAUGACCACUUCUAAUGUAUUUUUUUUAAAGUGGUUCCUCAAGGAAGACCGAAUACCUUGGAACAGGAAAGAAUAUGUAUUGUAGACAAUGUUACGUUAUUACAAAAAAAAAAAACAAAAAAAAAUUGUAAAAGCUAAGCACAAGGAUUAUGUUGGGGAAAGCUGUAAAUUGCAUGUGCAUAUUUGUCUAUUUUUUCUAUAAGUUUUAUUGCAAGAGGUAAAAAAAAUUUAUUAUUUAGAUAAUCUCAAUACCAUUUUAGCCCUGUAUAGGUUGACUUAGCAAUUCAGCCUUUUGGCGGCAUUAACCUGCUCCUCUUUAAGUGUUGCAUUUACAUGGCUGUUUAGAAACUGCUGCCCAAAUUUAUUUUAUAUUUUUGUACAGAUUCUGCAGUUUAUGAUAUUGUUUUUUCUAAAAACAAAUGCUGUUUAUACACACAAAAAAAAAAUAGCUAUUUUGAUAGGAUUUGCUCACAUAGUUCCUGCAUAAUUCAGAUGUACAAGAACCACUUGUACUUUUAUACAGAGUUGUAAUGUUUUAUAUGUGUAUGGUGCAAAGAGAAAAUUGGAUCAAAUAAGCCUGCAGUUGGUUUCCCUGAAUGCAAACAAAAAAAAAAAAAAGUGCUUUAAGAAAGGGCUGGGAGCUGCUUCUGUAGGAGUGUCACAAGUGUUUGCUCCCUGCUGUACCCGCUGCGCACUACUGUGAGUCCCGAAACUUAGAGCCAUGCCCCCCCUUUUUUUUUUUUUCCCAACACGUACGUGAAGCAGUUGG
This is a messenger RNA of Struthio camelus australis, 2010 nucleotides long. The record is from RefSeq and is a predicted model, not a curated record. NCBI's taxonomy places the organism in Eukaryota, Metazoa, Chordata, Aves, Struthioniformes, Struthionidae.